GCCUAUUUUAGGAGGGGAAGGCGAAGUCUGCGUCCGGUCACAAUAAAUACCUCCCCAUCCCUCUCACUGCGUUCCUUUUUCCGUCUCUCAAAACUCUCCUUUCGGUUGCCAUCGAUCGCAAGAUUCCCCUGCGAUUUCCGGCAGCUUAAGGAGAGUUAGCAAUGGAGCACAAUGAGUCUGGAUGCGAAGCCCCCAAACGUCCAAUUCUUUGCAUCAACAAAUGUGGUUUCUUCGGGACCGCUGCAAUGAUGAAUAUGUGCUCCAAGUGCCACAAGGAGAUGAUUCUGAAUCAGGAGCGGGAGAAGCUGGCACAAUCCUCCAUUGAAAGCAUCGUCAAUGGCAGUGGUAGCGGAAAGGAACCCAUCGUUUCAGACAAUGCCGAUGCACUUGUAGCUUCUGCUGAAGUAAAACCGCCUACAAUCCAAUCAUCUGAUGUUAUGGGAUCAAAUGAAGUUGGAGAAACAAAAACCAAGGAAGGUCCAAAGAGGUGUGCUUCCUGCAAGAAACGUGUCAGCCUGACUGGAUUCAGUUGCCGGUGCGGAAACUUUUUCUGUGCUGCCCACCGCUACUCAGACAAGCAUGACUGCUCGUUCGACUACCGAACGGCAGCUCAAAAUGCUAUCGCUAAAGCGAACCCCGUCAUCAAGAUGGAAAAGCUCGAUAAGAUCUAAGGACAUGCCCUGAAGGUCAAUCGUCUUGGUUCCAAUGAGAUCCACAUACAGUGCCUUUUCUCUCAAGAUGUCGGUGUCCUUUCUCGCUGUGAAUGGCUGUGGAGGUAUGGUGCAGUAGUGCAUCCUUGCAGCCUCGAAAACUCUUUUAUCUUUGGAAAAGGUUUGCAUGUUGCAUCUGGUGUGUAAGCUUUAACCUGUGCUCCCUUAGUGGACAAGUAUGUUCUCUCAAGUAUGGUUCAGUUAGUUAUGGAAGUCGCUUUCAUUCCUUA
This is a messenger RNA of Zingiber officinale, 940 nucleotides long. Its product is annotated as zinc finger A20 and AN1 domain-containing stress-associated protein 8-like. Gene Ontology annotation, molecular function: DNA binding; zinc ion binding. Lineage: Eukaryota; Viridiplantae; Streptophyta; Magnoliopsida; Zingiberales; Zingiberaceae. The record is from RefSeq and is a predicted model, not a curated record. Bases 162 to 671 code for a protein of 169 amino acids. The transcript is spliced from 2 exons.